Molecule: messenger RNA, 576 nt
Organism: Stylonychia lemnae
Lineage: Eukaryota; Ciliophora; Spirotrichea; Sporadotrichida; Oxytrichidae
Source: the annotation of a GenBank genome assembly
AUGGAAUAGUAUAGUCCAAAAUUAGAUAAGCUAGAUCACAGCAAUUCAUCCCACAGUCCAAAGAGCGCAGACUACGAUGGUCUUAAGCUUAACUUGAUUCCUUCGGCUCAUGAGAACCAUGAACUUGAUGAGAAUAUGGAAUAGGAUAUGGAGGCAUUGGCUGAUGAUUUAGAACUUUUGGAAUACUAGCGCUCCAGGUCAACACCCAAGAUUGAAAUUGACGAGUUUGGAGAUGAUGAUGAAAAAUCUUAGGCGUUCAGAGAAAGAUAGGAAAAACAAAAGCAAGAAAUGUUUACUCAGUUCUAUGAGAAUCAUGUCUAAACUAGGAUCAAGAACCCAAAGUAUUACACUCUUGAGGAGGUAGCUUAGCAUGACUCAGAACUGGACGCAUGGUCCGUUAUUGAUGGCAAAGUAUAUAACCUAACUCCAUUCAUUCCUAUGCAUCCUGGUGGGGAGAAGAUUGUCAAGAGCUUUGGAACUAAUAUAAGUGAUCUAUGGCAUAAGGUACACCCAGAGGUGAAUCUUGAUGACACAGUGGUAGCAUUAUUGUUUGAAGGAUACUUGAAAUAGGAGUGA